AUUACGCGACACCGCGGGGCCCACCACUUCCGCUGGCUGGUGUGUACUCGGCCGGCGACGCCCGGCGCUGGCAGCUCCGCUUCUGUGGCGCCCACAGACCCCGACUCCGACCCCAGCUGCCGCUCCGCCGCCGCCGGACCAUGGACUCCGCAGGCCAAGACAUCAAUUUGAAUUCUCCUAACAAAGGUAUGCUGUCUGACUUCAUGACCGACGUCCCUGUUGACCAAGGUGGGGCUGCUCGGACUCCUGCUGUGGAGGGUCUGACCGAAGCGGAGGAGGAGGAGCUCCGGGCUGAGCUUGUCAAGGUAGAAGAAGAAAUUGUCACUCUGCGCCAGGUCCUGGCAGCCAAGGAAAGGCACUGUGGAGAGCUGAAAAGAAGGCUGGGCCUCUCUACCUUAGAUGGGCUGAAGCAGAACCUGUCCAGGAGCUGGCAUGAUGUGCAGGUCUCUAAUGCCUAUGUGAAAACCUCUGAGAAACUUGGAGAAUGGAAUGAGAAAGUGACCCAGUCUGACCUCUACAAGAAGACCCAGGAAACCCUCUCACAGGCUGGACAGAAGACAUCUGCUGCCUUGUCCACUGUAAGCUCUGCUAUCAGCAGAAAGCUUGGAGACAUGAGGGCUCAUCCGUUCUCCCAUUCCUUUAGCAGCUAUUCCAUCCGCCACUCGAUAAGUAUGCCAGCCAUGAGGAACUCUGCAACCUUCAAGUCAUUUGAAGACCGAGUGGGGACCAUAAAGUCUAAGGUCGUGGGUGGCAAAGAGAAUGGCAGCGACAACCUCCCUUCCCCCACGGGGAGUGGUGACCAAUCUCUGCCGGAUCACUCACCUUUCUAAGAGCCUGGAAGAGCUCACCAGCCACAGAACACAUGCAAGCACAUCUCCUCACAUCUGCCACUCUGCAACGGAGCCACCAGCCAGGGCCGGUGAAGAGCUGAUUUUGAGGACAAUCAUGCUUGUCUGCGUGCAGCUGUGGCUGCUGCCUUCGCAUGAGUUAGAGAACACAGUCUUGUACAUAGAUGUUUUACACUAAAGUUCAUAGAUGAAGCAGAUCACUGUGCCAUCCUUUCUAGGGCCACAGCAAGUGGGCAGGGUGGAGGGGUACUGAGCCAAAGCCCACACUUCCUUUGAAAAUUAGCUCACUAGAACAUUGAAGGAGGAAGUGUUGUGAGUAUAAAUGAGUGACAUUUUCUAACUUUCCCUCCUUAACUCAAAAGGGAAUAUAUUCAUAUGAGAUUUACUGCCUGGUCAAAGGCUAUAUUUUGAGAUGCUAGAUUAGAAAGACUGUUCAUUUUCUGAGACUCUAGAAAGGAAACAUUGUCAGCUGCUGCCUGAUUGUUACACUAAUGACCUGGCUUUGACAGAAACAGAUUUACUAUUUUUUAAAUGCAACAGACUUUUCAAAAAUUAAAAUUAGGCAAAACAGCUUUAGCCUCAUUGUUAGGGAAUAUUUCUUUGGACUUAAACUGAAAUUCAAGCCUUAUAUCGCCUUAUGCUUUGUUUAUAAUCUUUUUAUAUAUAUAAAAUAAGAGUUCUUUAAUGGGUUCUAAGCACUCUGUAGAAUUUUACAUGAGGAUCUUAUUGCACCCUGCCUGUUUGUUACCAAUCUAUGUGUUUUAUUUCUCCUUGUAUGCAAAACCUGCUUCUCUCAAAGACUCACACUGACUCCCUGCACUGGCCAUCAACCUCAUGUGCCUGUGGGGCCAGCGGACUAGUAAGAGAAGGGUAGCUUUGUCUUUAGCGUCCCAUGAAAAGGUACAUGCCCCAAACAGGGCUUCCUUCCUUGGACCUGGCCUGGCUGGCCCAGCUGUAGGUGGUGACUCUGGCCUGCCUGUUUACUGCAUACAGUAUGAAUGAGAAGCAGAACUAGCCCCACGGGUUAGGUCAAGGAUGAGUUUAUGAGUCAGUCAAAAAACCCUGUUGUAAUCUUUACUCAAAAACUGCAAAAAUUUCUUCCCCAUUUAAAAAUUUCUGCACCCUGACAAAGUUUCUUACACCAGGACCCUUUGAGUUGAGUGGUGUGGUCUGGGGCACAGGGAAAGCUCUGUGCUUAUGUGUCUUAGCAGGGCACUGAAACCUUACCUGCUGAGUGCGUGUCUGUGUCCUCUUCCUGGGGAAAUGGCUGCUCAGUUCACAGUAUCCUGUUGAUCGAGCAUGACAAGUGCUUUGGCCACAUUGGACACCCUUGGGGGACUGAAAUACACACAUGGCUGGAGAAGAGUCCUACUUGGUGUCCAUUUUCCAGGACUAAGAACUCACUUGUGUGAGUAGGCAGUGUGAGUGCAGGUCACUGGUGUGUUUUCCUACAGUGCAUAAUGGGAAAUUUGUCAAUAAAGCAUUCCUUUGGGGGAAAGUCCA
Perognathus longimembris pacificus (Pacific pocket mouse) is the source of this 2351-nucleotide messenger RNA. It is a transcript of the gene Tpd52l2, whose product is annotated as TPD52 like 2. The transcript has 9 exons. The coding region runs from base 141 to 830 and encodes 229 amino acids. Gene Ontology annotation, biological process: carbohydrate metabolic process. The record is from RefSeq and is a predicted model, not a curated record. NCBI's taxonomy places the organism in Eukaryota, Metazoa, Chordata, Mammalia, Rodentia, Heteromyidae. Gene Ontology annotation, cellular component: cytoplasm.